AUUUUUUCUAAAAUAUUCAAGAAUAUUACCAAACAUAUCUAAUAUCCCAAUAUCCAUUACAUCUCUCUUUACCAAAAUCCAAAUGCUCCAAUAAAGUGCAAGCAGACACCCCACCCCCAACCCACCUGGGACCCACCUCUAUUGACAAAUUCCAUGUCUCUUCCCAUGUAAGUUAUGCUCUCUCUCUCUCUCUUCUUUGCAAAGUGUGUGGGUGUGUGGUGGUCCCAACAGAUCCAGAAACUCCAAUUUUCUGUGUCUCACACAGCACACACACACCCUUUUCCUCUUUUUUCUCCAUAGCCUUUGCUUGUUGACAAAUUUAAGCCUCCUUUCAUGGCUUCCUUUCCCUUUUUCCAAACCACUGAAUAGAGCCCACCAAGGUUUUUUCCUUCUCUCACUGAGUGUCGGCUUUCUCAAAGUGCCUGGACCUCAUUAUCAGUUUUUCUUAAUAAUGGGGUCUCUUCCUUUUGCUCCUUUUUGUCCUCUUUUCAGCUGAUGCAGUUUUUUUUCUUCUGGGUGAAAAUUGAGCAAAAAUGCAGUGUACAAGCUACAUCCCUGUAUACCAUGAGAGAGAUCUUAGUGUAGGCUCGAGUGGCGUUAUGUGGCACCUAUUCAAUGGAUAUACUAAUUAUGGAGAAGAAAAUGGAUAUAAUAAUAUUCCUUUGCAGCCAUUUAACAUGGAGCAUUACUUGAAUCAUGACAAGAAUGUGCUGAGGCAGAUUAUUCAGAAUCAUGACGCCACAUUUAGACAUCAGGUCCACGAACUACAUCGACUAUACCAAAAACAAAAGGAGCUGAUGGAUGAGAUGAGGGCCAAAAAUGUCUUUCAACAACCUUUACCUUCACAAAUAACUUCCGAGUUGAAUCAUUCUCUUUCUCAUGCCAUGUCAGCAGCCGAGGAUGGAAUCUUUAUAAGAAAAGGAAGUUACAAUGACGUAAAGUUUCCAUUUCCAUCUUUCGAAAGUAAAGGAAACCGGAACACAACCUUCUUCGAUCUCGAUCGUACAGCUGGCGGCACCUGUCAUGAUGACGAUGAUGAUAAUAAGAAAAGGAUUCGGUUUGGUGAGAGGAAUCUUUUCCCAGCAAGUAAACUUCCCGAAAUCCAUAAUCCGAGAAUGUUAGACGAGAAAAAUCAACUCUUUAUCGAUCUAAACCAACCUCUAGAUGAUGAUUCUGGAUUUCACAACUCUAACAGUAGCUCUGAUGGAAGAAAUUCACCGGUGAUGAUCAUCGAUUUAAAUACUUUGCCCGACAGUUAUUUUUUUUCCGAGACAAUGAAUCCCGAUCACAUCUCAAAUGUAAAGAAGGAAACUUCAGACGAGAUCAUGGAAAAGCUCGAUUUUGACUUGAACUCCGAAUUUGCUCCAAACGAGCCAUCGAGCGUACAGGGGCCCGUGAGCCCUGAAAACGAGGAGACUCUUCCUCCGAGAGGCAAAUGCAUUAUGUCCGAAGAUCAUCACACUCAGCUAAACCGAACUUCUUCGGUUUUAUCCAACCAAGAAAAUGGAGAACAGCUAAUAACGGAACUCGAUAAAAACGCUGCAGAUAUUUUGGUCUCGAUUUCGUCAGGUGGGACCCACAAUUGCCACCUCCUCUCCUGGUUUGCGGAAAUCGCUGUUGUUUCCUCCUCUGGUGGGACCCACGAGACUGAAAUUUUUUCAGCUCCCGAAUCGAAAAUAGUUGGGGAAAAAAUCGGAGGUUUUCUUGAAACGGGAUCAUCGAGCUCGAGGAGGAGGAAGAAAAAGGCGGGAAAGAAAGCUAGCUCGAAAUCGAGAAGAUGUUCUUUGGAUAUGGUAAAAAAAUCGAUGAGCUCCAUCCUGAAGCAGCAUUUGGGGAGCUGGGGAAAGAUAAAGAAACGUGAAAGAGGACUCAGACGAAAGGCGAGUAAAUUUGUUUGCUAUUAGAUAAUUAACGUGUACUAUCUAUCUAAGCGUUCGUUGCGACAUGAAGAUCAAUGCUGUUUGUUGUAUAUGUUAAUAUUUGGUGAUGGUUAAAACUUAAAACUCCUUUUUUUUUUUUCUUCAGAAGUCUUGUUAAAUGAUAGGCAUUUUACAUCACUUCAGUUGAACUGCUUUCUGCCUGUACAUGAGAUAUUCGUUGACAUUAUGAGCAUUUUACCCGACUUAUAAUAUUCUGAUUCCAUCUGGCCAGAAGUUUCGGAGAUCAAUAGCAGAACAUG
Molecule: messenger RNA, 2179 nt
Organism: Striga asiatica
Lineage: Eukaryota; Viridiplantae; Streptophyta; Magnoliopsida; Lamiales; Orobanchaceae
Source: the annotation of a GenBank genome assembly